AUGUCUCUCAACAAGGAAAGAGGCAACUCACUCAUACGAUCACUUCAUCUUGGUAAUGUUCGUCCACACUUACAAACCUUCGGAGGAGGAUCAAUUGGUGAGUUUUUAGAUUCUGGUAAUAUUAUGAAUAGUGGAUUAUUGCCAGCUAGAUUGGAUUUAUUCUCUACACCAACAAGAGGAAGAAGUAAUACGAAUGGUUCCGUACAUUCUAUCGUACCAGAGACAUCAAUUAAUUAUGAAUUAUUUUCUCUGAAGAGAAUCAUGUCUUUAUCAACUGGUACCUAUCCAGUUAGUCAAUCUACACAUAAUUCUAAUGAUUAUUUAAUUGAUACAGCACAAUGGGAGGAAAUUUCAAUGAGUCAAUCUUAUUGGAACAAGUAUAUUAUGAAAGAGAAAAAAUCUGCUGAUUUUUUGGAUUAUGAUAAAGCAUCAUCAAAUGAUAGUUUGGGAAAUCCGUCUAAUCUAGAUACAAGCUCGAUUAGUUCUAGUACUAAUGGAUCAUCACAAAAUGUCGGAGAUGAUUUUUUCACAAAUGCCAUCAAGCAAAAUGCAACUUCUGCAUCACCAAGAAAAAGACCAACAUCGGAAAACUAUUCAAAAGAUAUUAGCAAUGUUUCUAAACCAGUUACAUUUAAAAAUGUAAUUUCUGGUGGAUCGAGUACACUAUAUAAUGUUAUUGCUUGUUUGUGUUCGAAUAAUGUGAUUGUGCUGAGAUUUUUUGGUACUGUUAAAUAUAUCGAGAGAGAUGAUGAAAAACAUAAACAUGGAAAAUAUAAUGAUGAGGAUGAAAUGUCUGAAACUGAGAGUGUCGCCUCUGUAGGCUCUGUUAAUAAUAUGGGAGGUGCUAAUCUUCGUAUGGAGGAUGAAGAUUAUUCCAACAAUAGAUUAUGUUCUCCUAUUGUACGAUGUUUGAGUUAUUUUCAAGAAAAUGAAAUUGAUAUAGAAACAAUUUCAAUGGAAGAGAGUGCUAGAUGGUUGAGCUGCAUUACAGCAGAAGGAGAUGUAUAUAUUGUACCAAUUUGUAGAUUAUUUUUCCCUUAUAAUUUGGAUAAUAGUUAUCCAUUUAAGAAAAAUCAAGACGAUUCCAAUGGUGGUAUUAACUUACAUCCAUCAUUAAUGGAUUAUACGCUUUAUCAAGUCGAUACACCAUCUGAAAACAACUCUCAGAAUAAUCAGUUCACCGAGGCUCUUUCACUAAAUCUGAUGAAAAACAUGGAACUUGUAGUUGCCAACUCUUCCAGUUCAUUGAAAAAACAUCAACAAGUACAAAAAUACUAUCAACAACACUUGUUACAGACCCAAUCACUUUUGGAACCAAUUGAGAGAAUUGUCAUGACUUCCAACACCAGAACAAAGAGACAAUAUACACCGUUGAAGCAUGGUCAAGUUACCUGUUCUGCAUGGUGGGUCUCCUUUUCUAAUCAUCCCCUCAAAAAGUAUUAUGUGAUAUUUGGUACUGACAGAGGAUUUUUAGUUUUUUAA
Messenger RNA from Naegleria gruberi, 1482 nucleotides. RefSeq lists its product as uncharacterized. Bases 1 to 1482 code for a protein of 493 amino acids. The transcript has a single exon. NCBI's taxonomy places the organism in Eukaryota, Heterolobosea, Eutetramitea, Acrasida, Naegleriidae. The record is from RefSeq and is a predicted model, not a curated record.